GUAAAGGUGCAGCAGCUCCGUCCGUGACACCAACAACAAGCACACACGUUCCCGGAGAGAGCGGCGACACAUUUCACCGUUUUGUUUUGGGCUUUUUAUUUUUCUCUAUGUGUGCUUGAGUUCAACGGAGGACGUUUGCGGAUAAAUUUCUGUCCUUUCACAGCAAAAGAGCGAGAAUAAGAUCCGGAUGUGACAGCAGUGUUGGGUUUUUGUCUUUUUUUUUUUUUUUCUCUCUCUCGCAUGGCGUAGGCACCUUUUCUAAAGCAGGAUAUUGUUGAUGUUCGGAGGGUCUGAAGGAGGCCCUCGGGUCCACAGCUAACGAUAACUUGUAGAAAAUUAGCGACUUGUGAGGGGAAUAAUGAGCGAUAUGAUUGUGCAAUAAGAGAAGAGAGGCUCCGUCCUGACUGAGCAGACUCACCGGGAAUAAAUUGCUCCAAAAAGAGGACAAGGACGCGUUUUUGUUUUUUUUUCUCAAGGCUCCUGGGAGCUUUGUUUGUUUGUUUGUUUACAAGGAAGAAACCAGGGGACGUCUGAGAGCUUGUGUGAAAAAGAAUCUUCAGCAUGACGGGCAGCACCCCAGCGGACAUGAUAAACCUGCGGCUUAUUUUAGUCAGCGGGAAGACGAAAGAAUUCCUCUUCUCUCCCAACGACUCGGCAGCAGACAUCGCAAAACACGUUUAUGACAACUGGCCGAUGGACUGGGAGGAAGAGCAGGUCAGCAGUCCUAACAUCCUGAGGCUGAUCUACCAGGGACGCUUUCUACACGGCAACGUAACACUAGGAGCUCUCAAACUGCCCUUGGGGAAGACCACAGUGAUGCAUUUAGUUGCCAGAGAGACUUUGCCUGAGCCAAAUUCCCAAGGUCAAAGGAACAGAGAGAAGACCGGGGAGAGUAACUGCUGUGUCAUUCUGUAAAUACACACCUCCGCCACCAGCCCUCCAUCCUCACCUGUUCUCGCCCUCAAUGCCCUGGACCUAAUGAGCUUGUCCCCUGUCCUGGAGCCUGUCCACAAUGCAGAUAUGCAUACAAACACACACACACUUUUGCUUUUUCCCCGCCCCCCCCUCUCCUCUCACACACACACACUCUAACAUAGAAAGACAGCAGGCUCAAGCUGAUCCAGGACACAGAGCUGGGGAGCAGGAAAUUGAUUAACGAUAGAGUUGAUUCCUUUGUUGUACUUGAUUUGUUGUCAUAACUGAAAAUUAGAGCAAGGAACUGGAUUUGCAUGUGUUGUUUUUUUUUCUUUCUUUCUUUCUUGAUGCACACCUUUUUAAGCCUUCUGCCAUACACGUGCACGCACACACACACAUGCAGUAAACCUCCUCACGUUGUCUCGCCAUCCUCAGCUGGCCUGUUAAAAGCCCAACUGGCUCCUCAUUCUUUGCUGGUUGUCAUUGUAAUGCAGUGCCCAAGUUUGUGUGUGUGGCCUUGUUUUCUCAUACAGACCGCUGAGAAUUUUAACCACUAACAACUCACCAACACACACGCAUACCAUGACACCCCGUCUACACAGCCGACCAUGUGUGUGUGAUGUCCCUCAGCGCAGCAGACGAAGCGUAGACGUGCCUGAUCAGACGACUCAAACCGAGGACACACCCACACCUGUGUGUCCUUUUUACUGCCCGACUCUGCAUGUGCCCUUAAAGGUCGCAGGAGAGAAAUGAUUCCUUUUUUUUUUUUUUUUGUCUGCGGAGCGCUGUAGAGGCCGAACACAUCCCACUCUCUCAGUCCAUCGUAUUUUAGCCAAACAAAGCCUAACAAAGCAAACAAACAGACAAACAACCAGUGUUGGUGGUCUUGUUCUGGAUAUUUGUUUGUCCAUGACUUUUGCGACUGUGUUUUGACAGUCCACGCAUAUUACUGACCGACUAGUGUUGUGAUUAAUGAAACAUCAUGUCAGUUCCCUCCCCGACGCACCAUCGCCGUCUCACCGUGCCCCUUUUUAUAACAGUGUUGUGAAGGAUCUGUCUGACAGUUGCUGUGUAAGCAGGGAUAUUAACUCAGAAUGAAAAAUGCUCCUUUUUCUGUCUUAAUUCGCUUCUUACUCUCUCCUUAAUUCUCAUUCUGCAUUAACAAGUCCAUUUUGCACAACUGAAGCAUGUGCUCCUUCAUCAGAUUAAUAAAAAUGUAUAAAAAGUUUUAUUGUUUUAUUUUAUAUUUUUCCAAUGGAAGUAAUGUUCCAAACUAAGGUAACAUGUGUAGAAUAUAUUUAAUAUGAAUCGUAUAUAGAACAUGAUGACUUUAGAUCUUGGUGAUAUACAUUAUAUUGGUGUUUAGUCUAUGAUUGUGUAUACGGUUAGCUUCUAGCCAGUUCACAGUCACUCGCUGACAAUGUCUUGUGCUUAACAGCAGCAAAUCCUCCCUAAUCAUUGAUGGACUGAUGGAUUUUUAUUUUCUUUCUUCUGUGCUCUUUUAUUUUUAUUUGUUUCCAUUUGUUUAUAAUUUAAUGUAAUCCUUUUUUUCUUUGUGGUUUUUUGCUUUAAAGAAUCGCUUUGUAACAGCACUAGGUCUUAAAAAAUAUUGUUUAUAUUGAUCAGGGUUCAAAUCUGUACAGAGAUAAACGUUUUCAAACCAAUUGUACAUAGCACUAAUGCUCCCUCUUCCCCCUCCAAACUUCAAAAUGGAAUACAUCUGUAAACUAAAUAAAGGUUAUUGAAGUGCGCUA
Molecule: messenger RNA, 2669 nt
Organism: Stegastes partitus (bicolor damselfish)
Lineage: Eukaryota; Metazoa; Chordata; Actinopteri; Pomacentridae
Gene: ubl3a
Product: ubiquitin-like 3a
Exons: 5
Coding region: 562-915 (117 amino acids)
Molecular function (GO): protein binding
Source: RefSeq, a predicted model, not a curated record